CUGGUCUUGGCGCAGUUGAGAGGAUUUCUGGCGAGACCAGAUUGGUUGCCAUGGUAGCCAACAUAACGUUGGGUAACAGCUGGGACGAAGCCCAUGAUUGCCAGACUCAAGAACUUCUACUACAAAACUCCGACCCUAAGGAUUUUACACCUGAAAUAUAAUUAAGGCUAUUUUACUCUGAUUGCUUUGCGUUACUAUCGCGAAGUUCCAAGCUACCAGAUUCCAUAUCUACCCCGCCACUUGUGUAAACAAACCGGACAUACUGAUCAGGGAGCAGCGUUGUACCCACACAGCUACAAGUCAAGCCGACCGAGAUCCCUACGAACUUAAAUCAAAUACAAUUUGACAAAAAUAUCGAAACAAACACACAUCAACUCCAUAGGCGGCGCCGUCAUGCGUUUGCGAACGCUAGUACCCGCACUCUCGGCACUCCUCCUCGCCCCUCCCUCAACGACCGCCUCUCAUCUCCGUGCCUCCCCCUUCUCCGCCGCAUACCUAUCCACCAGCACUUUCGACUCCCUCAUAAAGCGCCAAAGCUGUCCCGCAGACUACAACUCCUGCGCCAGCCUCUCCGCCCCCAAUUCUGCCUCGAACUGCUGCGCCGCCUCAUCCCUCUGCGCCCUCGACAAUGCUGGCAACAUAGCCUGCUGCCCCCUCGGCUCCUACUGCACCGGCAUAAUCUCCAUCGCGCCCUCUCCAACCACAUCACAUACAGGGCCUAUAACCUCCGCCCCGACAGAAACGCAAACCGCCGCCCCAGCAACGGGCUACGUCCCAAACACAUUCUAUCCGUUUCCGAUCAUCUUCGCCUCCGGAACAAACUUUGGUGAUAAGGCGCAAUGCGAGGCGGCUUAUGAGUCGUGUGCGGGAUACUAUCAGCAGUGCACGCAGCGGCUUGAGGGUGGGGGCGGAGGAUUUGGUGUCACAGUUGCGGGACCAGGAGGUGGGAUAACGGUUGCGGGAGGGGCAGGCGUGAGUGUGGGGAUUGAGAGUGCGACAAAGAUCUGUUCAUCGCUGAGUGGGGAGGCGUGUCCGGGGACUGCGGCAACGUGUACGGCUGCUGGGGAUGGCACGGAUAAUGGGGCGGGGGUGGCUACGACAACGCCCAGCCAAACGGGGUUUGUUGUUGGUGAUCCGGGGGCUGGUGCGGCUCCUGGAAUAGAAGUUGGGAGGUGGGGGUUGGGGAUGGUGGUUAUCGUGGGGUUGGUUACUGGUUGGGGGAUCUGAUUAAGGAUACUUUUGGUUGUUGAGGGCGAUUGUUAUACGCAGAAACGAAACGGAUGAUUUGAGCGCGGGAUAUACGACGAUGUGGACAUGUAUCAUGAUCGAAUUUUUGCAGCUACGGCGUUCCGAGUUUCAUUAGCGGGUUGGAUUUACAGCGCUGUUUGUCUGGAACAGAAGACCAGACGGGCUGGGCCUGAAGCAUCAGAAUUAUGUGUCUAUUGGAAGGACCUACAUGAGCGAGGAAAUGGGUAUGUACUGGAUCGAUGUUAUCAUCUCCACGGAAUAUCAUAAAGCGAUCUUGGCUUAAUUGAUAUAAGUAUGGUUUGUAAACUAUGUCUUGGCAUUCAAUCACUUGGAGAUGCAGAACCUGUGUGAGAGCGAACGUCGAAUUGCGUAUAUAGAAAACCUUCUGUUCUGUAAUGAUAUUUAAU
Molecule: messenger RNA, 1655 nt
Organism: Pseudogymnoascus verrucosus
Lineage: Eukaryota; Fungi; Ascomycota; Leotiomycetes; Thelebolales; Thelebolaceae
Exons: 1
Coding region: 394-1227 (277 amino acids)
Source: RefSeq, a predicted model, not a curated record